Andrographis paniculata is the source of this 531-nucleotide messenger RNA. RefSeq lists its product as uncharacterized. The transcript has a single exon. Lineage: Eukaryota; Viridiplantae; Streptophyta; Magnoliopsida; Lamiales; Acanthaceae. Bases 1 to 531 code for a protein of 176 amino acids. Gene Ontology annotation, biological process: DNA integration. Gene Ontology annotation, molecular function: nucleic acid binding. The record is from RefSeq and is a predicted model, not a curated record.
AUGACAGAAGACUGCAUCAAGUACGCUCAAGGAUGUGAAGCCUGUCAGCGACAUGGUUCUUUGAUCCGAAUUCCGGCGGAAGAAAUGCACGCAGUGGUGAAGCUAUGGCCAUUCCGGGGAUGGGCGAUGGAUAUCGUCGGGAAAAUCCAUCCGCCAUCUUCCAGACGCCACUCGUUCAUAUUGGUGGCCACAGAUUAUUUCACAAAGUGGAUAGAAGCUGUGCCGUUGGCCAAUGUGAUAUAUCAGGAAGUGAUCAAGUUCGUUAAGGAACACAUUAUUCACCGAUAUGGAAUCCUGCAGACGAUUACCGCCGAUAAAGACACUGUUUUUACCAGCGAUAGAGUGGCCGUCUUCACCGCACAGUACGGGAUUGCUCUUUUGCAUUCGUCCCCGUACUAUGCGCAAGCAAAUGGGCAGGCCGAAGCAGCCAACAAAGUCUUAAUUGGGGUAAUCAAAAAGGCCGUGGAAGAUAACCCGAGAAGAUGGCACGAAGUGUUAGGGGAGGCUUUAUGGGCUUGCAGACAAUACUGA